AUGCCAAACAACAUAAUAACAGUACAGGUUGGUCAAUGUGGAAAUCAAUUAGGUAUGGCGUUUUGGGAACGGUUAUGCGCGGAGCAUGGAAUUUCUCCAUUAGGACAUAUUGCAAAAGAGGAUAGAAAAGGCGAAGAUUGUAAAGAUGUUUUCUUCAACGAGGCGAAUUGUGGAGCAAAGUGGGUACCACGUGCAGUUCUUGUUGAUUUAGAACCGCGUGUUUUGGGCGAAAUCUGCAACUGCGAAUUAAAUCAAUAUUCUGAUCUAUUUGAUGUUGAUAAUGUUUAUCAAGGUCCAACUGGCGGUGGCGCUGGAAACAAUUGGGCAAAAGGUUUUAAUCAAGGAGCUGAGGUCGUUGAAAGCAUUUUGCAAAUAAUUGAAACUGAGGCAGAAAAGGCAGAUAAUCUUGAAGGCUUUGCAAUAUGCCAUUCUAUACUUGGAGGCACUGGAUCUGGACUUGGCUCAAGAAUACUUCAGGAGCUUCGUGAUAGAUAUGGGAAGAAUCUAAUCCAGACUUAUUCGACUGUACAGCUUUUGACUUGUAAUGUUCAAGUUGCUCCAUACAAUAUUGUACUUUCUCUCGACUCAAUAAUGGAUCAUGCUGAUAUGUGCCUUUUGUUUGAUAAUGAUGCUUUCGAACGUCAUUGUAAAUCAGUUAAUCCAAUGCAUCGUUUAAGAAGAGAUGGAACUAAUGAGAAUUUAGCGACUUUAGCCAUUUCAGAGAAGAAAAAUUAUGCCCAAAUUAAUUCGAUGAUGAGUCAAGUAAUGGCUGGAUUGACUGCUCCAAUGAGAUUUUAUCAACCUACUUUUUCUCGUUUGAUGCAUAUUUCUGAAAUGAUUUGUCCUCUUCCACCGAUGGUUUUUGCACAGCCAGGUUUGAAAAUUGAUAGUUUUUUUGCGAAAUAA
Meloidogyne enterolobii is the source of this 906-nucleotide messenger RNA. NCBI's taxonomy places the organism in Eukaryota, Metazoa, Nematoda, Chromadorea, Rhabditida, Meloidogynidae. The record is from the annotation of a GenBank genome assembly.